GCUGUGUGUGGUUGUGCUGGAGCUGCUGUGUGUCUGAUUCGCUGCAUCUGAGUCCUCUGACUCUGCUCCCACAAUUCAACAGGCAACAAAGGAAGAAAGGAAGAGGCCGAACGCUAGAAAGUGUUAGCCAACCUAGGCUUGAAGAUGUCAACUUAUUGUUUAAUUCUGCUCGGCAAUUUAAAGCUAUAUGUUUAGAGUAGCACAGGGUCCUGCCAUAUAAUCGCUUUGUGCUUUCUUUUUUGCGUGGGAGCCGAAUGAAGGGAAGGUGAUGGUAAUGUUUUCGACAGAAAGCGCUAACAAAGCUAGCUGGCUCAGGUACUAAGCCUGUAUAAGUCAAGCUAACAUUAGCCAACAAUCGUCAAGGAGCGAACCUUAAAUGAAGGUGUUGUGCAAAGCGAAUGCGUAAACCUUCGUGCUGUCUUGGCCAUCAGUACAAGCAGAAGUGAUCAGCAUCCAAUGAAAGGUGGUGGAAGUGGAACUUGACCCAGCCAACUGAGUCACCAUUUUCCUGCUCAUCAUGGGUUUAUUGGCUCCACUUUGUGCAUGACUUGUUUCAUGUGGCCUGAUGGGAGGACACGGUGGAUAGUACUUUCAUCAGGAUACCAGGAGAGCCAUCCCAUGCCCUCAUUUUGGAGGGCCUGUCAGAAUGAAGAAGAUAAGCCUUAAGACCAUCCGCAAGUCACUCAGCAUAAAGGGCAAAGAGGAGGGUGACUUUGUCAUGCUCCAGCAGCCCUCAGUGACUGCAGAGUUUUCUAAGGAUGAGUCACUUUUUGGGGGCUGCUACACCAAAGAGCUUUCUGCCUGCGAUAUUGCUAGCGAGGACGAAAAAGGGGGACAGAACAAGGGCCGCUCAAAGAGUGAGACUCUGAUGGGAUCGCUAAAGAGAAGGCUGUCUACCAAACAGAAGGCGAAAGUGAAAGGCGGCACCUCGACCAUAGGCUCAGUGGAUGAUGAAGACACCUUCUCAUCUUCUUCUGUCCCGAUCAGCUUCAAUGAGGUAAAAGCUCAGAGACCCCUUAGAUCUGCAUCCCUCCGGAGUCACCAUUAUAGCCCUUCUCCGUGGCCUCUGCGGUCUGUCAACUCUGAUGAUGCGUGCAUCAAAAUGGAGGUAAAAGUUAAAGCCAUGGUUCACUCUCCUAGCCCAAGUCCCAACUUAAACGGUGUCCGGAAAGAAUUUCAUGAUUUCCAGAUGGAAGGGCUCCUUCAGGACCAAGCAGAGUCCUUAAAGAAUCUCCAGCAACCGCAAAAUGGUGAGCUGCAUCUAAAUAUUGAUGAAAAUGAUGUGCCUGUGGUGCUGGGGUUGACGCCCCAGGACUACAUCCAGUACACAAUGCCUUUAGAUGAGGGAAUGUAUCCCGAAGGGUCUCACUCCUUCUGCCUGGAAGGUUCCUCUCCUAUGGAGGUGGUGACAGAGGCAGACAAUGGGUCCCUCCACACAGAGCAGGGACAGGAGGAGCAUGAACUGGUGAAUGGGAUGCCUCCAGAUAUAUUCAUGGAAACCUCAGUCAAUAGUAUUCUUAUUGGUUCUGCUGGCAUGAUGCUCCAAAACUCAAGAGUGGAGAUGCCACCUCCCCUUUCUCCACUCCUGCCACCCAUGACUAGUAAUGGACAUAUUCCAAGGACAUUUUCGGGCUUUAGCUCUGCAGACAGCCAGGUAGCUGAGAGGGUAAGACACCACCUCAACUUUGACCCAAAUUCGGCUCCUGGGGUUAGUCGGGUAUACGACUCAGUCCAGAGCAGCGGGCCCAUGGUUGUGACCAGCCUGACGGAGGAGCUGAAGAAGCUUGCUAGGCAGGGCUGGUACUGGGGUCCCAUCACACGCUGGGAGGCAGAGGAAAAGCUGGUCAACCUGGCCGAUGGAUCAUUUCUGGUCAGAGACAGCUCUGAUGACAGGUACCUGCUCAGCCUGAGUUUCAGAUCGCAGAGCAAAACCCUCCACACCCGCAUCGAACACUCCAACGGACGCUUCAGCUUCUACGAGCAGCCCGACGUGGAGGGACACACAUCAAUUGUUGACUUAAUCGAACACUCUAUCAAAGACUCAGAAAAUGGGGCUUUUUGUUAUUCCAGAUCUCGCUUACCAGGGUCUGCAACCUACCCCGUCAGAUUAACCAACCCAGUAUCUCGGUUUAUGCAAGUGCGCUCUCUGCAGUACCUUUGCCGCUUUGUCAUUAGGCAAUACACAAGAAUAGACCUUAUCCAAAAACUGCCCUUACCUAACAAGAUGAAAGAUUAUCUGCAGGAGAAGCACUACUGAGGAUACAGAUGGUAAUUUGCACUUUUGUGUUCAGUUAAGAGAUUUACAAAAGGGGUUUACAGACAACCACAGUUUUGAGAUGAUUGGUUCUGGUGGCUCUUGAUUUGUGUCCGUGUGACCCUGUCACUGUUCGGCCCUUCAUUCCACUGUUCUGGGGUUUUUCGCAGGAGGCUCUACUUCCAGAAAUGUAGGCCAGCACAUAAUCUAUCGCAAAAACACAGCAGAGAUAUACAGCCAAGUAAUCUCAUUUGAAUGCAUCAAGUGCAGAAGCUGAUGUUGGUUACAUCUACAAUAAUCCAGCUGUGCAAGUGUAACAGUUUUUUGUUUUUUAAGAAAUUAUAUCGGUGUUGAGACUGCGGAGUAGGGAAAAGAAUAUUCCUCUCAAAUUCCAUCACUUGUUAAAUUCAAUCUGUAGUAGAUAUGAAGGAUGAUUCCAACAUGGAGCGGUAUUUUUUAAGGUCUCUGCAGACUGACCAAUUUGGCUCAUCUUUUGCUGUUUUUUUUCCUUCACUUACAGCACUCAGACUGCAAAUGAGAACAUUAUGCAUUCGUACUGUGCUGUUAGUCAAAUAGAAAGGUAGGGCAUCAUCAUAUUUGCAAUGACUGACCGAUUAUUCUGAUUAUAAUUUUUUUUUUUUGCUAAUUUACAAACCUAACUCCUUAUUCAGAGGAUUAAGUUUCUCCGUGAUGCAUUAACAGACCCUUUAUUGGCACGUGGCAGCGCUUAUACGACCAAUACUUAAGUGCUUGUCACAGGGCUUAUUUUCAGCCGCACUGUUAAACAGAUAAGCAUUAAUAAACAUGAUUAUCUGUUGAUGAAAGGUUUGCCUUUAGCAUCCAGGAUUUACAACUGUAUAGCAAAAGAUGUCCACAAUCUACCAGUCUGCCAGAGCCUUCAAACAGAUCAUUGAGAGACGUAGCUUUAAAUUAUAUGGCUGCAUGCGGCCAUUAUACAUUGUGCAAGCCUAAAGGUACUGAUAAUGCUGGAUUUUAAUGUUGUGCUGUUUGUGGUAACAGCAUAAAGUUUAUGUAUAAACCUUUUUAAAAUAUGCUAAAAGUGAAAAAAAAAAAUUCUGCUUUGGGAAUGUUACAAAAACUGCACCGCAGCUCAGGCCUAACAAGUUUGUCACUAUGUGUAAUGCUUUUAUCUGCAUGUUAUAAAGGCUUUAAGACUGUCAAUUAAAGGCACUGUAGAACUACACUAAUUGAGAGAAGAUGUCACAGUAAAAGGGGGGAGAGAUUUUUGGCUGUUAUUAAAGCGCGACUCUGAGUAAAAGGCUGUUAAAUGCGCAGAUGCAUUUACCUUGGGCAGUUCAUACAUA
Messenger RNA from Oreochromis aureus, 3579 nucleotides. RefSeq names its product suppressor of cytokine signaling 6 (gene socs6a). The transcript has 3 exons. The coding region runs from base 647 to 2257 and encodes 536 amino acids. Gene Ontology annotation, molecular function: 1-phosphatidylinositol-3-kinase regulator activity. NCBI's taxonomy places the organism in Eukaryota, Metazoa, Chordata, Actinopteri, Cichliformes, Cichlidae. Gene Ontology annotation, biological process: intracellular signal transduction; protein ubiquitination; phosphatidylinositol phosphate biosynthetic process. The record is from RefSeq and is a predicted model, not a curated record. Gene Ontology annotation, cellular component: phosphatidylinositol 3-kinase complex.